CUGCAAAAGUGCGGGAACAGAGCUAAAAUUUUGUUAUGUUUCUGCAUUAACCCAAAGCGGUAUCCGUCUUAAAAACUUAAAAUUUCAUUGAAAAGCUAUCUUUUACAAAAAUGUUAUGUCGACUGUGUCUAAAAGAAUCCAAUUGCUGUUUGGAAAUAUUUGAUGUCAAUGGGAAACAACUGGGGAUUGCGGAUAUACUGGAGCGGCAUUUCUGGUUUCAGCCCAAUCCUAAUGACUCCAUUUCGACGGUCAUAUGCCGCAUAUGCUGGCUGAAAGUAAGUGACUUUCAUCAUUUCUACUUGACAGUGGAACAGGCGCAUUCCCUACUAAAUAAUACCGAUGUGAAACACGAAACUGUCACCAUUGGCUUGGAUCAAGAGUUUGUUGAAAAUACUGUGCAAAUUAAAGAAGAGUUUUUAGAACAGCUACGUCAAACAGAAAACCCCGACGAAGCCAUUAAUCCGCUAUAUGAGUCGGAAUUUGAGGAUGCCGAAAGGGAGGAGGUGGAGGAAAACGGAAUAAACCAGAAAGUCAUCAAAGAAGAGUCAAGUGGCGCAUUAGAGGAGGCAGAAGGGUUUGCUCAACGUGUAAGAACAAUGGGACAAAAACGAAAAAUUGUUCGAAGAAAACCAACUGCAACCAGAAAAGUACCUAAAAAGGAAGUGGAAGAGGAGGACGAAGAUAGUGAAGGUGAAAAUGAUGAUGCUGAUGCUGAUGCUGAUGAUGAGCAGAAGCCAAAACGACAAAAGGUUAUUAAAUCAACGCCACAAGAUGACGCAAUGAUCAAAAAGCAUAUUGCCAUGGGUUGUGAAUUAUGUGCCUAUGUGGCUGAAGACUUCGCUGCAAUGAGCAAACACUUUCGGUUGCAGCAUCCAAACAUAAAACCUUACAUUCGUUGUUGUAAUAAGAAAUUAAACAAACGAUUUAAAAUAGUGCAACACGCGUAUAAGCACGAGGAUCCAGAUUUUUUUAAGUGCCAUGAAUGUCAAAAGGUAUUUUCCGAUCGGUAUACUCUAAAAUCCCAUAUGAUUGGCUCACAUGCACCUGAAGAAGAACUCAAUUUCGCCUGCGACCAAUGUCCUAAAAAGUUUUCCCGCAAACAUUUGUUGGAGUUGCAUAGACCCUCGCAUGUGCCUAUGAGUGAGCGCACUUUCAUCUGUGAUCAAUGUCCAAAUAGUCGUUUCGCUAGCAAUCACUUAUUGAAAAUUCACAUUAGCAUGCGUCAUCGUCGCGCAACGAACGUGUGUCAUGUGUGUGCCAAAGAGAUACGUGACAAAGCAUCAUUCGAGAAGCAUGUCCGUUUGCAUUUCGAAGAUAGUGGGCCGCGCGUUAAAUGCCCCCGACCCGAUUGUGAUCGUUGGCUUAAGGAUGAAGAAAAUCUGCGGCAACAUAUGCGACGUCACAACGACGAAGGAUUGGUGUUUACUUGCGACGAAUGCGGACGCGUUUGUAAGAACCGUCGUGCGCUGCGUAGCCACAUACACUACGUACACUCCAACGAAGUGUUCACCUGUGAGGAAUGCAAUAAAACAUUCAAGAAAGCUAUUACUUUACGGGAGCAUAUGGCACAGCAUACAGGUGAAAGUCUCUAUAAAUGCCCAUUUUGUACGCGAACUUUCAAUUCAAAUGCGAACAUGCACUCGCACAAGAAGAAGAUGCAUCCCGUUGAAUGGGAUGUUUGGCGCAAAACGAAGCAGGGAAGCUCACAACAAUUGAUAAGCAAGCAGCAGACUAUUUUGCGACUUUUCUUUGAACUGUGCCGUAUUGUUGGUGUUAAAAGCUUGUAUACCUUUUGCAAAACACAAAACUUUUUUAAUAUGUUAUGUAGGCUUUGCAUAAAAUACAGCGAUGGUUUUCUAAAUAUGUUUGACAGGAAUGGUGUGGGGCUAGGAAUUGCCGAUAUACUCGGCCGUCACUUCUGGUUCAAGCCGCAUCCAGAUGAUCAUAUGUCGGCGGUAAUUUGUUCCACCUGCUGGUUGAAAGUGAACGACUUCCAUCAAUUCUAUGUAACAGUGGAGCAGACACAUUCUACCCUCAGUAAUGAUGUCGUGAAGAAAGAGUCUUUCACCGAAUUAAUGGACAAUGAAUUUAUUGACCCCGAUUUGAGUAUUAAAGAAGAGUUUGCCGAAGUACCUUGCUUAUUAAGUACGGAAACAACGGGCAUUGAAAGUGAACAGCUAAAUCCAUUUUGUGAGUUGGAUUCUAAUAAAAUAGUGGACAACGAAUUUCAUGCACAAAGUGAAGAUGAAGACUCGAAUGGUGAAUACACAAAAACGGAAGACAACGCCGGAAGUAAAAACCUACCUUUGUCAAGUUGUACAUUGGAAAAGAAAGGAAAAUGUGUAACUCGAAAAUUGCCAGCACCUAGAAGAAUUGGUCGUAAUAAGCCAAAAGAAGGUGCAAAAGAUGUUAAUCAUGCUGAGGAAAUGAGAGAGAGAUAUAGCGUAAAGACAUCUCGGGAGGAUGAUGAAAUGGUAAAAAAAUAUAUACAAAUGAGUUGUGAACUUUGUACUUUUAUCAGCGAGGACUAUACCUCAAUAAGAAAGCAUUUUCAAAUACAACAUCCGAAGAUUAAAUCAUAUGUGCGCUGUUGUAAUAAAAAACUAUUCCAUCGACUUGAAAUUGUUCAACAUGCCUACAAACAUCAUGACCCCGAAUUCUUUAAGUGCAAAGUUUGCCAGAAACUUUUUUCCGAACAAGCAACACUAUCACGCCACAUGAUUGCCGCACAUGCACCGGAAGAAGAAUUGAAAUUCCACUGCGACCAAUGUCCUAAAAGAUUCUCACGACAAAAAAAGCUUGAACUCCAUAGGAAUUCGCAUGUACCGAAGAAUGAGCGAACAUUCAUAUGUGACCAAUGUCCCGACAGUCGCUUCGCUAGCAAUGAUUUAUUGAAAAUUCACAUUUGCAUGCGCCAUCGACGUGCAACAAACGUUUGUCAUGUGUGUGCUAAAGAGAUACGUGACAAAGCUUCAUUCGAGAAGCAUGUGCGCUUACAUUUCGAAGAUAGCGGUCCAAAGGUUAAAUGUACAAUGGAAGGUUGUGACCGUUGGCUUAAGGACGAGGAUAACCUUCGACGACAUAUACGAAGAUUACAUACCAAAGAGGAGAAAGCAGUACAGUGUGAUAUAUGCGGACGGGAAUGUAAGAAUAAGUGUGCAUUAAGUAAGCACAAACGCAGAGUUCACUCCAACAUCGUAUUCACCUGCGAAGAAUGUAAAAAAACCUUUAAACGAGCGAUUUACUUACGGGAACACAUGACGCAGCAUACUGGUGAAAUUCUCUACAAAUGUCCAUUUUGUACACGCACAUUCAAUUCCAAUGCAAAUAUGCACUCGCACAAAAAGAAAAUGCACCCCAUCGAAUGGGACAAUUGGCGAAAAACAAAUAAUGUGAGUUCGCAGCAUUUUAUGGAGCAGCAAAAAAGUUUACAAAGCUUGAAUGUUCCACCUAUCCAAAAUUCGAUAUAUCGACAUCGAAAAAUUUCCAUCGAUUUAUCGCACUCCAUCGGUUCCAUCGAUAAUAUCGAUGGUGCCAUCGAUGGUUUUCCCAGCUCUAUUGUAUACUUUUGCAAAACACAAAACUUUUUUAAUAUGUUAUGUAGGCUUUGCAUAAAAUACAGCGAUGGAUUUCUAAAUAUGUUCGACAGGAAUGGUGUGGGGCUAGGAAUUGCCGAUAUACUCGGCCGUCACUUCUGGUUCAAGCCGCAUCCAGAUGAUCAUAUGUCGGCGGUAAUUUGUUCCACCUGCUGGUUGAAAGUGAACGACUUCCAUCAAUUCUAUGUAACAGUGGAGCAGACACAUUCUACCCUCAGUAAUGAUGUCGUGAAGAAAGAGUCUUUCACCGAAUUAAUGGACAAUGAAUUUAUUGACCCCGAUUUGAGUAUUAAAGAAGAGUUUGCCGAAGUACCUUGCUUAUUAAGUACGGAAACAACGGGCAUUGAAAGUGAACAGCUAAAUCCAUUUUGUGAGUUGGAUUCUAAUAAAAUAGUGGACAACGAAUUUCAUGUGGCAGAUUCUAAUAAAAUAGUGGGCAACAAAAUCUAUGAAGAUAGCUCAGAAUCGAAUGGUGAAGACACAAAGACGGAAGACAACGCCAGAGACCUACCUUUGUCAAGUUGUACAUUGGAAAAGAAAGGAAAAUGUGUAACUCGAAAAUUGGCAGCACCUAGAAGAAUUGGUCGUAAAAAGCCAAAAGAAGGUGCAAAAGAUGUUAAUCAUGCUGAAGAAAUGAGAGAGAGAUAUAGCGUAAAGACAUCUCGGGAGGAUGAUGAAAUGGUGAAAAAAUAUAUACAAAUGAGUUGUGAACUUUGUACUUUUAUCAGCGAGGAUUAUACCUCAAUAAGAAAGCAUUUUCAAAUACAGCAUCCCAAGAUUAAAUCAUAUGUGCGCUGUUGUAAUAAAAAACUAUUCCAUCGACCUGAAAUUGUUCAACAUGCCUACAAACAUCAUGACCCCGAAUUCUUUAAGUGCAAAGUUUGCCAGAAACUUUUUUCCGAACAAGCAUCACUAUCACGCCACAUGAUUGCCGCACAUGCACCGGAAGAAGAAUUGAAAUUCCACUGCGACCAAUGCCCCAAAAGAUUCUCACGACAAAAAAAGCUUGAACUCCAUAGGAAUUCGCAUGUACCGAAGAAUGAGCGAACAUUCAUAUGUGACCAAUGUCCCGACAGUCGCUACGCUAGCAAUGAUUUAUUGAAAAUUCACAUUUGCAUGUGCCAUCGUCGUGCAACAAACGUUUGUCAUGUAUGUGCUAAAGAGAUACGUGACAAAGCUUCAUUCGAGAAGCAUGUGCGCUUACAUUUCGAAGAUAGCGGUCCAAAGGUUAAAUGUACAAUAGAAGGUUGUGACCGUUGGCUUAAGGACGAGGAUAACCUUCGACGACAUAUCCGAAGAUCACAUACCAAAGAGGAGAAAGCAGUACAGUGUGAUAUAUGCGGACGGGAAUGUAAGAAUAAGUGUGCAUUAAGUAGACACAAACGGCGAGUUCAUUCCAACAUCGUAUUCACUUGCGAAGAAUGUAAAAAAACCUUUAAACGAGCGAUUUACUUACGGGAACACAUGACUCAGCAUACUGGUGAAAUUCUCUACAAAUGUCCAUUUUGUACACGCACAUUCAAUUCCAAUGCAAAUAUGCACUCACACAAAAAGAAAAUGCACCCCAUAGAAUGGGACAAUUGGCGAAAAACAAAUAAUGUGAGUUCGCAGCAUUUUAUGGAGCAGCAAAAAAGUUUACAAAGCUUGAAUGUUCCACCUAUCCAGUGAUAAGCAAUAUGUUAUGUUCAGUUAAAAUGUACAGGAUAACACUGGUGAAAAAUUUGUCAUUUAUUUAAAUACGGGUACUAAGACUUCGCCAAAUUAACUGAACUUAGAAUCCCAAAAGCGUACAAUUAUAUGGAUUAAAAAUCAUCAAGUUAUUAAUAAAAAUUAUAUUAUGUUGAAACAA
This is a messenger RNA of Anastrepha obliqua, 5445 nucleotides long. RefSeq lists its product as uncharacterized. The record is from RefSeq and is a predicted model, not a curated record. Gene Ontology annotation, cellular component: nucleus. NCBI's taxonomy places the organism in Eukaryota, Metazoa, Arthropoda, Insecta, Diptera, Tephritidae. The transcript is spliced from 17 exons. Gene Ontology annotation, molecular function: zinc ion binding; DNA-binding transcription factor activity. The coding region runs from base 111 to 5264 and encodes 1717 amino acids.